AUGGAGAAGCAGGCCGCCAGGGCCCCCGUUGGGGGCUGCGAGGAGGAGGAGCAGGUGGUCCCGAGCGAGCAGGACGACAGCGGUGUGCGGGCGGUGCAGGCCCGCUACCUCCGGAGCCCGUCUCCGAGCCAGUACUCGGUGAUCUCGGACGCGGAGACGGAGAGCAUCUUCAUGGAGCCCAUCCACCUCUCCUCCGCCGUGGCCGCGAAGCGGAUCAUCCAGGAAGAGCUGCCGUCGCGGGGACCCAGGGGCGCGGCCGAGUGCCCGGAGCUGCUGGAGUCGGCGGAGCAGCUGCUGGUGGAGGACCUGUACAACCGCGUCCGCGAGCAGCUGGACGAGCGCAGCCUGUACAACACGCCCUGCGUCCUGGACCUGCAGCGGGCGCUCACGCGGGACCGCCGCCAGGCGCCCUGGAACGAGGUGGACGAGGUGUGGCCCAGCAUCUACAUCGCGGAGAAGAGCGUGGCUGUGAACAAGGGGCGGCUGAAGAGGCUGGGAAUCACCCACAUCCUCAAUGCCGCCCACGGCACCGGCGUCUACACGGGAGCCAAGUUCUACACGGGGCUGGAGAUCCAGUACCUGGGGCUGGAGCUGGACGACUUCCCCGAGGUGGACAUCGCCCAGCACUUCCGGAAGGCCGCCGAGUUCCUGGAUGAAGCCCUGCUGACCUACAGAGGGAAGGUGCUGGUGAGCAGCGAGAUGGGUGUCAGCCGCUCGGCCGCGCUGGUGGCCGCCUACCUGAUGAUCUUCCACGGGCUGCCCGUGCUGGACGCGCUGAUGACCCUGCGCAAGCGGCGCGCCGUGUGCCCCAACGACGGCUUCCUGCGGCAGCUCCGGCAGCUCAACGAGCAGCUGAUGGACGAGCACGAGGAGGAGGAGGAGGAGGAGGAGGACUCGGGGAGCACGGUGGGCGCCGGGGUGCAGGCCCUGAUGGUGCAGGAGGUGGACGAUGCCGGCAGUCUGCUGAGUGGCCUGUCCCGGGCCCCCAGGGCCCUCCGGGGAGACGAGGAGGAUGAGGAGGAGGGGGAGGAGGGGGAGUGGAUGCAGAGGCCCCGCACCGGCAGGGCCCCCCCCCGGGGAGAUGGGGGCCACGCGGCCUCCCCGGAGCCCGGGGACUGGGAGGACGAAGAGGACGAGGAGGACGGGGUGGAGCGCAUCGUCCGUGAGUGGCAGAGCCGCAAUGAGAGGUACCAGGCCGCGGGGCGCCGGAGCUGGGGCCGGGAGGAGGAGCAGGAGGAGGAGGAGGAGGAGGUGCCGGGGGGCCUUCGGCGCCGGAGGCUCGCCUUGAGCGAGCACAGCAGCUCCGAGAGCACCAGCAGCCGGGAGCUGGGGGUCCGCACGCAGCGGGUGGAGAGCAGCCGGCCCCGGGCCGGAGGGAGGCCCCGCUGCGACUCGGGGUCUUCAGGCGGCGCCUGGGACGCCCGCGGGGGCCAGGCCGGGGCGCGGGCGGGGGAGGGGCCGGCGGGUGGCAGCAGAGGGGACGGGGACGACGGGGACAGCGUGUGCUCCGAGGCCAGUUCCCUGUCCAGCUUCUGCAGCCGCAACAGGGACAAGCUGUCGGCCCUGGAGAGGUGGAAGAUCAAAAGGAUCCAGUUCGGCUUCCACAAGAAGGACGCGGAGGCGGGGAACAGCGGCAGCGAGGCGGACGCGGGGCGGGACGCGGCCCCCAGCCCCUCAGGCCUGUCGGCCUACCAGGCCUGGAAACUGAGGCAGCAGAAGAAGGCGGGGACCGAGAACCCGGAGCAGGUGGCCCAGCUGGGCCAGGCCGAGGACACGGCCUUGGCCAAGAAGCGGCAGCGCCGGCUGGAGCUCCUGGAACGGACCCGGCAGAACCUGGAGGAGAGCCAGUCGCUGGCCGACUGGCCCGACGGGACCCUCCCCCUGUCCGCCUUCGGGUCCGACGCGCCCUCGGCCAGCACCGACGCCGCCGACGACGGCGGGGACGCGGCGUCCGUCCCACUGCCGGGCCUGCCGGUGGGGCCGGGGAACACGGUGUCCAUCGCCAGCAUCCAGAGCUGGAUCCAGAGCGUGGUCAGUGAGACGCUGGCCCAGAAGCAGCAGGAGUGGCUGCUGGGCUCGCGGCCGCCGUCGGAGGCCGCGGGCUCCUCCCGGGCGGGCGAGGACGCCCUGUCCGUGCUCAGCGGCUCCUCCCUGGCCAGCUCCCAGAGCCGGGGGGCCCGGCGUGGCUGGGACGCGGGCUCCACGCUGUCCUCGGCCAGCACCGCGGCCACCGCGCCCAGCACCGCGGCCACCACCAGCAAGCCGCUCUACGGCCUCUUCGCCGACAGCGUGGACCUCGGGGCGCUGGGCCGGAAGGAGCGGGAGCUGCAGGACGGGCUGCGGGAGACCAUGUCCGAGUACUCGCCCGAGAAGCUGGCCGCCGGCCGCCAGCGCAGCUCCCUGUUCAAGAAGAAGAAGAAGAAGCAGGACGCGGGCACCGCUGGGGCGGACGCGGGGGACGGGGACACCGACAGCGCCUUUGGGAGCUUCCCGCAUUCCUCCAGCGGCUCUUUCCAGAGGGCAGAGGCGGACGCCCCCGACAACGACGACGGUCGAGACUCGGGGGCCGGCGUGAGCCAGUGGCUCCGGGGCCUGGGGGCCGAGGGCAGGUGCCCCCCGCCGCCCUCACAGAGCAGUGGUCCCCGAGGCAGCAGGGCCAAGGCCGGCGGCCACUCGCAGUUCCGGGAGACCGAGUCCCAGGCGUCCAGUUUCAGCUUCUCCCAGUCCCGGUCGGAGGAGCGGGCCAGUUCCAGCUCGCGUGAGGCCGGCGGCCGCUCGGUGAGGACCACCCGCUGGCAGACGGCCACCUGCACCGCCGAGGGUGCCCACAGCCGCAGCUUCUCCCGGUCGGUGCACGGCGAGGCCGCCGGCUCCGGUGACAGCAGCCCCGAGCCCUACUUCUUCCGCCGGACCCCCGACGCCUCGGCCGGGGAGGAGUCCCCCGAGCCCCGGGAGCACUCCGCGGAGCGGGGAGCCCGGGGCAGACCCAGCCGGAGCUUUGGCUUCGGCUUCGGGCGGGCCGGGGAGGAGAGCGAGAGCGAGCGGCGCGAGCGGAGGGAGGAGGGGGAGUUCGCGUCCGGGCGGCGGCAGAGCACCAGGAGGGAGGACGGGGAGGAGAUGGACGACGAGGCAGUCAUCGCUGCCUGGAGGCGGCGGCAGGAAGAAACCCGGACGCGGCUGCAGCGGAGGAGGGAGGACGGGGGGGCCGGAGACUGA
Sorex araneus (European shrew) is the source of this 3216-nucleotide messenger RNA. It is a transcript of the gene STYXL2, whose product is annotated as serine/threonine/tyrosine interacting like 2. The record is from RefSeq and is a predicted model, not a curated record. Gene Ontology annotation, molecular function: protein tyrosine/serine/threonine phosphatase activity; MAP kinase phosphatase activity. Bases 1 to 3216 code for a protein of 1071 amino acids. Gene Ontology annotation, cellular component: cytoplasm. Gene Ontology annotation, biological process: negative regulation of MAPK cascade; protein dephosphorylation. The transcript has 6 exons. NCBI's taxonomy places the organism in Eukaryota, Metazoa, Chordata, Mammalia, Eulipotyphla, Soricidae.